Uranotaenia lowii is the source of this 5400-nucleotide messenger RNA. RefSeq lists its product as uncharacterized. The transcript has a single exon. Gene Ontology annotation, molecular function: nucleic acid binding. Lineage: Eukaryota; Metazoa; Arthropoda; Insecta; Diptera; Culicidae. The record is from RefSeq and is a predicted model, not a curated record. Gene Ontology annotation, biological process: DNA integration. Bases 1 to 5400 code for a protein of 1799 amino acids.
AUGCCUCGAGAAGACUUACGACUUCUGGUGAAGCAGGAACGGAACCUGAGGAGCUUGAUGGACAACAUUCAAGAAUUUGUAAAUGAAUACCAAGCGGAGCGAGAUUAUAUUUCCCUGAAAUACCGAAUGGAGAAGUUGGAUGAUGUUUACGACAAGUUCGUUCGGGUGCGAGAGCAGAUUGAGGUGAUAACCGACGAUGCAGACAUGGCCAUUGGCAUUGAAGGCGACGAGGAACAAGCGGCCCUUGAACGUGCGAUGCGAAUCAGCGAGCGCGAAGAGGUUAACAUGCGCAUCAUUAAGGACUUUGAAAAUCGUUUUUUCCUAAUUAAGCACAGUUUGGGAGUGCUAGAAGCAGCCGAAAGUGGUUCCAACAUUCAUCAAGCUAAACCACCUACAGUAGUCGAUUCAAAACCCAGAAUCAAGCUUCCCGAGUUGAAGCUACCGACAUUUAGCGGAACGUUGCAGGAAUGGAUCACUUUUAGGGAUACAUUUACCAGUAUGAUUCACAACAACGCACACUUGUCCGACAUUGAAAAGUUCACUUAUCUACGAACGUCGUUGACAGAUGACGCAUUAACGGAAAUAGGAUCCAUCGAAUUAACAUCGGCCAACUACAGCAUCGCCUGGCAAACGCUUCAGAACUCUUUUGAGAAUAGAAAACUUCUAGUGAAGUCGUACCUAGAUAUCUUGUUUUCAGUCAAACCUAUGGAGAAGGAAUCCUAUGAGCAACUCAACAGAGUGGUGAAAGAUUUCGAGACAACGCUUAUGAUGCUCCAGAAACUUGAAGUGCAAACUGACGGGAUGUCCACCAUUCUCCAACAUAUGGUGUGCCAGCGUUUGGAUUGUGCAACUUUACAAUAUUGGGAAUCUCACCACAAUUCUAAAGAGGUUCCAACGUACCGGCAGUUGAUCGAAUUCUUAAAGGCGAGAUCUAUGGUACUUCGUAACAUUUCGUUAGCUCAUUCGAGUCAGGAGGAUUCGAAAAAGCAAUCACGUUUGCCGAUAGUGAGUCACCCAGGUAUCCAACAAAAGUUUACGUGUCCUUUUUGUGGUGAUUCAAUGCAUUCCGUGUUCAAGUGCGCAAAGUUCAUGAAAAUGAAGGUGUCCGAUCGUGUUGAGUUAGUGAAGAAAAGGUCUUUGUGUCUGAAUUGCCUAUCAUCAGGGCACAUCGCAAGAUAUUGUGUGAAAGGGUCAUGUCAGAAUUGCGGAAGAAGCCAUCACACCCUCCUACACGCAGGCUUUCAAGUUUCACAGUUCAAUUCAGGACAGUUACAAGCUGUACAGCCAUCCGAAGUCAACGCGUGUCAACCACCACCACAGAACGAAACAGGAAGACCAGCUGAUGUUUUUCCUAGUUCCACUCUCCAGAACCAAAACCAUCCCUCAUACAAUCCCAGCCCAAGCAUGUAUAACCCCCCAUCUUCAAGCACCACAGACAAUCCUUCCACUAGCCACAGUUCUGUACUAUCAGCCAAUCCUACAACUUUACCUACCACUGUCCUGCUAUCUACGGCAGUUUUAACGAUUGGGGAUAGAUACGGGAAUACCCUUUCAGCUCGAGCAUUAUUAGAUUCAGGAUCGCAGUUAUGCUUCAUGACUGAAAGGAUUGCUCAGUCUUUAAAGUUUCAACGGUAUCGAGAAUAUCUUCCGGUCAAAGGCAUUGGGCAAUCAAGCACCUGUUCCACUCAGUCGGUGUCCGCUUCGAUUGGUUCACGGUAUUCUGACUACCGCUCUACCUUGAAAUUCCAUGUUCUCCCAAAAGUUACUGCCGAUCUACCAGUUAAAAGAAUCAACAUCAGUGAUUGGAAGAUACCUCCAGGCAUUGACAUGGCAGAUCCCGGGUUCCAAAAUCCAGGCAGUAUUGAUUUAAUUCUUGGAGCAGAAGUUUUUUACGACCUGCUGUUGGAAGGACAGCACAAACUUGACAGCAUUGGGCCUAUAUUACAAAACACGCGACUGGGUUGGGUUGUUUCCGGCAAGGUUCCCGAAGAAUCGAGAGUUCAAGCAACGGUGUCAGCUUCUUGCACUGAAGAACGGGUUGAUGAAUUGCUGACUCGUUUUUGGGAGUUGGAGUCUUGCCAAACUCCUAGCACAUUAUCAUUGGAAGAGUCUGCGUGCGAGAAGAUUUUCGAAGAAACUACCGUAAGGGAUUCAUCUGGAAGGUUCGUUGUUAGGCUCCCUAGGAAAGAUUACCUCAUUCAUCAGCUUGGAGAAUCCAAGAGUCAAGCAGAGCGUCGUUUUUGGUCCUUGGAGUGCCGACUGAAAUCUAAUCCAGAACUCAAAGCGGAGUACAGCGCAUUCAUACAUGAAUAUUUGGAGCUUAAUCAUAUGACCGAAGUUAUUGCCGAAAAUGAGGAAGAUAGUUUGAUGCCACCGCCGUAUUAUAUGCCACAUCACCACGUUUUACGUCCGGAAAGCUCUACAACAAAACUACGCGUAGUUUUUGAUGCGUCCGCUACAACGUCUUCCGGAAUUUCGUUGAACCAAGCCCUGAUGGUUGGACCUGUACUACAGGAAGAUUUGCUGUCCAUAGUUCUUCGCUUUAGGUUGCACAGGAUCGCUAUUACGGCGGAUGUCGCUAAAAUGUAUCGGAUGAUUGAUGUCUCUACCGAAGAUCGCCGUCUCCAGAGAAUACUUUGGAGGGAUUCACCUGAGGAACCAUUACGAACGUUUGAGCUUACUACUGUGACGUAUGGCACCGCUUCCGCACCUUAUUUAGCUACAAAAUGUCUCCAACGGAUCGCUGAAGAUGGAAAGGAAAAAUAUCCCUCUGCUGCUAAGACACUUGGUGAGGAUUUCUACAUGGACGAUUGUUUAACAGGCGCAGAUACUGAAGAAGAAGGUAUCAAAAAAUGUAGUGAACUGAACACACUUUUGGCAUCGGCAAAAAUGAUGCUAAGAAAGUAUAACUCAAAUAACGCAGCAGUUCUGUCGGUUCUUCCCGAUCAGCUCAGAGACAGUCGGAUCUCUUUGGAACUUGAUACAUCGCAGACGAAAAUCAAGACUCUAGGCCUCAUUUGGGAUACACAAUCGGAUUGUUUUCAUUUCUCUGUUCCUCAGUGGAAUGCAUCCCCUGAGAUCAACAAGCGUCUCAUCCUUUCCGAUUUUGCCCGUUUGUUCGAUCCCUUAGGAUUAGUCGGUCCUGUGAUAGUGCAGGCCAAGAUAUUUCUCCAGGGGCUCUGGAAGCAGAAUUGUUCCUGGACGGAAACGCUUUCCGAUUCUCUUCAGCAAUGGUGGCUGGAAUAUCGGAGCAACUUGGCUGGGCUAUCCAAUCUACAAGUUCCACGAUGGGUUGCCUAUGGUUCGGAAAUUAUCUCUGUAGAACUCCACGGUUUUUGCGACGCCUCUACGAAGGCCUACGGAGCAUGCAUCUACGUUCGCUGUACAGGAUUCAACGGCGAAGUUUGUGCCAAUCUUCUUAUUUCAAAGUCUCGAGUUGCACCUUUGGAUGAUGUCAAGCGUAAGAAAAAGAAAAUGACUAUACCAAGGUUAGAGUUGUCAUCUGCACUCUUACUCAGCCACUUAUACGAAAAGGUGUCGGGUAGUUUACGAAUUUCUGCGAAAUCUUUCUUCUGGACGGAUUCAACCAUAGUGAAGUGCUGGCUCUCUUCGCCACCGUCACGGUGGCAGAUGUUUGUUGCCAACAGAGUCAGCGAAAUUCAGCAUUUAACUAAAGAUGGAGUUUGGAAUCACGUCGUUGGUUUGGAUAAUCCUGCGGACGUCCUAUCUCGUGGUGCCACGCCUGAAGAACUACAACAUCAUCAGCUCUGGUGGCGAGGUCCGGAUUGGUUGAAAUUCUCAUACAACGAAUGGCCGAAAACUGCAGAAACCGAUGAAGCGGAGUUUGAGCACACACUUCUCGAAGAGGCUACAGUCGCAGGACCCGCUCAAGUGGAUCCACCGAAUGAGAUAUUUCUAUUAAAGAGUUCGUACACCAAACUGGUUCAAAUAGUCGCAUUCUGCCGAAGAUUUUCUUUCAACUGUAAAAAUAGAAACAGCCAUCGCACAGGAUUUUUAACAGUCACCGAAAGAGAAGAAGCUUUAAAAGUACUUGUGAAACUAGCUCAGAAAGAAUGUUUUCCUCAAGAUAUUGCCGCUGUCAACUACACGGGUGAAGUGAAAAAGACUUCAAAGCUAAAAUCGCUUCGCCCACAACUGGUUAACGGAAUACUUGUAGUCGGAGGCCGUUUAGAAAACGCACCGAUUGCUGUUGGAAGAAAGCACCCAAUGAUCCUUGAUAAUCAUCACCCGUUUACGCAGCUGAUAGUCAAUCAUUACCAUCUCGCCAUGUUGCACGCUGGCCCACAGCUACUCACUGCUUGUGUUCGAGAAAAAUUCUGGCCACUUUGUCUGCGAAAUCUUGCCAGGAAAGUUGUUCACAGUUGUGUACGGUGUUUCAAAAUCAAGCCACGAGUUAUGGAGCAAGUUAUGGCUGAUCUUCCUGUGGAACGUGUAACACCUGCACCACCUUUUACGCGAGUUGGCGUAGAUUAUUGUGGCCCCUUUAAGUAUCGUUUCCCUAUUCGCAACUCUGCGCCUCGCAUGUGCUACGUUGUGAUCUUCGUUUGUUUGGUGACAAAGGCUUGCCACAUUGAUAUGGUUCAAGAUCUAACAACCGAUGGGUUCAUCGCAGCCCUACGCAGAAUGAUUGGACGUCGAGGACAGCCAGAGCUUAUUCUUUGCGACAACGCUACCAACUUUGUUGGUGCUAAAAGAGAACUCGAUGUUCUGAGAAAAAUGUUUAACUCCCAACGAGCAGCUCUUGCUCAAGCCGCCGCAAAAAAUUGCAUUGAGAUGAAGUUUAUUCCCCCACGAGCUCCUAAUUUCGGUGGUCUUUGGGAAGCUGCGGUAAAAUCAAUGAAGUAUCACUUGAAGCGUGUUAUUGGCGCUGACAUAUACACCUACGAUGAAUUCUACACACUCCUGACCCAGAUUGAGGCUUGUUUGAAUAGUCGACCGCUAACACCGCAACGAGAUGAUCCAGCAGAUCUUGAAGUUCUCUCUCCUGGCCAUUUCUACGUGCACCGCCAACUAACCGCAUUACCUGAACCUUCACUUGAUGAUCUUCGCGAAAAUGUAUUAUCUCGAUGGCAAAGAGUUCAACGUCACAUGCAAACCAUUUGGAAGAAGUGGUCAACUGCGUAUCUAUCCGACUUGCAAAACCGUGUCAAGUGGACAAGGCAACAACCCAAUUUGAGAGAAGGUAUGAUGGUACUUAUCAAAGAGGACAACCUACCACCGCUAAAGUGGGCACUUGGACGAAUCGCUUCGGUCCAUCCAGGAACUGACGGAAAUGUACGCGUCGUAGACAUUCGCACGGAAGAUGGUAUCAAAUCAAGAGCCAUCUCGAAAAUUUGUUUGCUACCAAUCAGGGACAACGCUGCAGAAAGGGAAGAGUAG